AUGUCUGAAAUAAACGAUACAGAUUUUACAGUUGAUUCUUACACUGAAUACAACAAUGUAGAAGAAUACAAGUUACCUGAAACUGUUACUUACAUUCUACUUGUCCUUCAUACAAUAUCUUCUGGUAUAAGUUUGAGUGGAAACGUAACGAUUAUCAUUCAAAAUGCGAUGACAAAAAGGAUAAAGUCACCUGUCAACUACUAUUUGACCUCUAUGGCAUUCAGCGGCAUUCUUCUGGUAGUCUUCUGUGUACCAUUCACAGUAAUGAUGAACUUAGUCAAUUACACUUGGAUAUUUGGACGUUUCGUCUGCUCUACACUGAGCUACGCACAAACUGCCAGCGUCAUACAAUGUUCGUUUACUCUAAUGGCAUCGUCAGUUAACAGGCAUCUUGCGAUAUGUCGCCCUUUCCGCCCGAAACAAUCAGCCAGAACAGUUAACGGUAUCAUUCUGGGAAUCUGGAUUGCGUCGUUUGCUAUUCCGGCACCAAUUGCCUAUUUUUCUACAAUCGUGGCCUACAAUGAUACGAAAUUCUGUGUCGAAGUAUGGCCAACAAACACCUAUCGUCAGUCAUACAGUUCAGUCAUUAUGAUACUGACAUAUGGCAUUCCUCUCCUUGUACUGAUGGUAACAUACGGACACAUUACCGUUAUACUCAGCAAAAGACCGCCUGGCGAGGAGUGUGAAGAGAUGGUUGCACGGCGAUGUUCCGCCAGGAACAAGAACAUCAAAGUGUUCCUGUUAGCUUUCGGUGCAUAUUGCGUUUGCUGGCUUCCGAUUCACGUGAUUACAAUCGUCGGUGACGUCAAUCCAAGCAUAUAUGACCUCAAGAGCGUACACGUGCUGUGGUUAUUUGCACACUGGAUGGCCAUGAGUAAUUCAGCAGUAACAGCGAUGAUUACAAUUUUCUUAAAAUCAAUGUUUUCCUCGUGCCUGUCGAAAGUGUUCCGUAAGAGGACGGAAAGCGACGUGUCCCAUACAAGAGCGGAACUUUCGGCACGGAGAAUGACACACGAAACAAUACUGUGA
Mercenaria mercenaria is the source of this 1029-nucleotide messenger RNA. Its product is annotated as RYamide receptor-like. The coding region runs from base 1 to 1029 and encodes 342 amino acids. Lineage: Eukaryota; Metazoa; Mollusca; Bivalvia; Venerida; Veneridae. Gene Ontology annotation, molecular function: neuropeptide receptor activity. Gene Ontology annotation, cellular component: membrane. The transcript has 2 exons. The record is from RefSeq and is a predicted model, not a curated record. Gene Ontology annotation, biological process: neuropeptide signaling pathway.